Messenger RNA from Pecten maximus, 6418 nucleotides. RefSeq lists its product as uncharacterized. Gene Ontology annotation, biological process: GPI anchor biosynthetic process. Gene Ontology annotation, cellular component: endoplasmic reticulum membrane. Gene Ontology annotation, molecular function: alpha-1,2-mannosyltransferase activity; protein binding. NCBI's taxonomy places the organism in Eukaryota, Metazoa, Mollusca, Bivalvia, Pectinida, Pectinidae. Bases 619 to 3774 code for a protein of 1051 amino acids. The transcript has 3 exons. The record is from RefSeq and is a predicted model, not a curated record.
GAUUUCAAGCUCACGCGGGAGACAUCAAACAAUUAAAAACAGAACUACCGGUAAUCAUUAUUUCCGAGUUGCAGUCGUAAUCUCUGGCGCGAUUCCACCUGGAUCAAUGGCGCGUGACGGUUAUCUUGUCACACAGUGUUGACGUAUCAGCCAGAUGGAGCCUGAGUUUACUCGACCGUCGCAGGUAGGGCGGGAGUUCCUUAAAGCGUCAUGGCUAUAUAGUUCCUGUGUGCAGGUGUAUUCACACACAAUAUGAACAUUAUACGACAGUACUUUAUAUGCAUCAGUGUUAAAAUGUAACACAGAGAUGGUUGUGGUGGAAAUGGUAUUGAAAAGUGCGUUCAUAUGGUCAGAUAGUUAAAACUACAACUGCUACCGGACAGUUAACAGUGUUGUGUUCAACAAAUGUUUGUCAUAGACCUUUAAAGUCUACAAACAGAUCUACGGCUGCAUGUUUAUUCUGUGAAAUUAAAAAUGACACGUGAUCUUUAUUGAUUACGGAAUCUAGUGACAUUAAACCACAGGAAUCACUUUUAGACGCCAGAUGCUUUCUCGCGAAUCGGUCGUCUUUGAUGGCGAGAAACUGCAACACAAUACCGUGGCCGGUGAAACAAGAUAAUGGGAGGUAAAAAGCAAUCGAAGAGGAAUGUAACAAGACGUUCUUCAUCAACACUAGAAAAACACACCCGAGAGAGGGACGGUUCUAGUCGAUGUGAAAAUCAGAAAGAUAGGUCGCAAUCGCUGGAAUCAAGACUUAUCGACGACAAUAGGAAACUCACGUCGGAUUUGUUCCCAAGAUACAGCAUCUGGCUCGUGUUUGUGUUGACAUUGUACAUACGGAUUAGCUAUGUAUCUAAGGUGGAGAAUUGGUGGAUACUUCACCCAGACGAGAUAUUCCAAUCGGUUGAAGUUGCACACUCCGAGUUUUAUGGAUACGGAUUCAGGCCAUAUGAGUACAUGCCGCCGCUAGAUGACGUCAACACAACUUCCGUCGGACGUGUACAGGAGAACCUACUGGGGAUGUACAGCCUGCGGUCAUUCUUGUACCCGAAGGUGCUGGUGCUGACACUCUACAUGGCUACAAUAUGUGGUUACACCGGCUCGCCAAUGCUUUUUUGGAAGAUUUUCCACACCGCAGUGACGUCAUGCCUACCCUUGGCUGUUUACACUUUCACCAAAACUUUGUACAAAUCACGUGAUGUUGCAGUUCUAGCGUCCGUCCUUUCAUCCACGUCAGUCUUCCUGUACGUACUCGGAACUCACACUCUAAUCAACAGUUUUGUUUCCCCAUUCUUCUUCUGGGCACUUGUGCCGUUAUUUAAAUUAUUAAUAACCAAUUCGGAAAAACAAAAUCAAGCCAAGACGCCGGAGCCGGAACCGGAGCCGGAACCGGAACCGGAAGCGGAUAUUUCUGAUAUAUCAACACCCGUUACGAGUAAAUCACUUGACAUCAUUCCUAUUGAAGAAAAUAGUCCAAGGGAACAUGAAAUGUGCGUAGAAAGUCUGCAACCGGAAGAUGUUAAACAUCACGGUUGCAAUAAACAACAGAAAACCAUGGAAUCACAGCCUGUUGGUAAGGUAGUACCACCUGAAACAGGUCAUUCGGAGAGCGUAACAAACAAAACCUUUCAUGAAAAUGGCGGCAUACCAAAGACAGAGACCACGAACAAACUAUACACACCGCUACCCUCACGUGGAAAUCGCCUGACGAAUGUGCACAAGGGUAUAAUAUACGAGAUCAUGCAGCAUUGUACGAAACAGAGCCGGCUGACUGCGCCGUAUCAAAAAUACGAGCAAAACACUUAUAUGAGUGGUGACCAGAAACUCUCGACCUAUGUGGAGGACACACGGUUAGGUUAUGACCGGUCAAAUAUUAUAAAUGACCAGAUGGAUGUUGAUUUUAACCAUAACUCUAACGACUUCAACAAAUCACAUUAUAAACUAUCUCAACCAAGAAACGUGAUCAAUACAAACCGAACAAAUAUGGAAUAUGCUGUAGAAAACUCACCCCAAAAUAACCCAGCGCUUGACAGAAACGUUCUUCACACAUCGGACAAAACCGGAAGUCAUCGACUGAGGAAGAGUAGUCAUGAUGUCCAACACAAUUACUGUGCAAUCAACAAAAAUAUUUGUGAAAAGAAUGUACAGCAAUCUACAACAACAGAAAGUGUUAGAAAGACGCAUUCCAAAUUGGUGCUUGAUGGGCACAAGAUGAACGGAAAACAAGAACAUGUGUCCAUGGAAAGAGCGGAGACAAAGGUGAAGGAGAUUACCAACUAUCAAGACGAUCAUGAUUGCGGUAGGGGUUUGUCCGGAACCUCUCCGUUAGAAGGACAUAUGAUGAUGAAUUUAUUCUCGGGCUUUAUCAUAUCAUUGUGCGUCUACGUCCGAGCAGAUCUCCUCAUAUUUGUUGCAUUGGUUAUUUUGCCAUAUGGAAAGACCUUUUACAACUGCAAAUCAUUGACGUCACUUCCGUUAUUGUUGUAUUGUACUGGGGCUCUGAUAGGGUUUGCUUUUGGUGUUUAUGACGACUAUUGUAGUUAUGGAACAAUGGUUAUUUCCCCUUGGCAAUGGUUAAAUUUCAACGUACUGAGAGACAAGUCCGCUAUUUUCUUCGGUAAAAAACAUUGGAGUUUUUACAUCCGGGCACUGUUUAUCCAGGAUGAGGUCAUGUGUGUUUGCCUGAUCGUCAGUGGGUUGGCAUUUACGGCAGUCAAGUGUAAACGAAUCGGGAACCAUGAACAAUUAAUGUCAACUAACGUCAAGUUAUUUAUUAGUUUGUUGACAUUUUUUAUUAUUCACUCGUUAAAUAAUCACAAAGAGGUAAGAUUUUUACACGAUUUUAUUGUUUUAUUGUUAAUAUUUUACGCCAGUUUUAUUGUGAUCCUAAUCAAAACCUAUAAACAAUAUCUUAGUCAGAAUUACAAUAGUCAGCUAUCCAACAGUAUUGUAGUGGCAUUUGUAGCCUAUUUGUGUUCUAGUCAGUGGCGGAACUUUCCCAGUCCAACUUCUGGGUGGGCGUUCCGAAGUCUCCUUAAUACCAACGAUGUCAACGUAUGCUUGGACUAUUUACGUCAGCAAAAUGACGUCACUGGUGUCUUCAUUGAUACGUCGAUCCACGAGACAGGUGCGUUUUCAACGCUUCACCAAAACGUACCACUGAUAGCGUUGAUCCAUAACGAGUUUUACGAGUUCGGUGUUGACUCCAGACUGUCACACAGGUCUGUCUUGUCGCACGUUAGCCGGACGGACAACUUGUCACUGUCUGUCCUCACAAAGAUUACCGACUUUGUUUCAGUGUAUAACACGCCGUAUCUGUUGAAGACUCUCAUCAAUAAACCUGUGUACAAUUAUCUAGUCCUAACAACAGAUCGAGCAUUCAUCGAGGUCGGUUUCCGGGAGGUUUACCGCACAGGUGAUAUGAGGAUUUUGAAACGUUCGUUUUUGUCUGAAGAUGAAGUGAAAUUACAGGCGAUAGGAAAUAACAUACCGCUUGGGCCGAGCUGUAAGAUACUGGACUACGAGGCUAACUGGUUGUUAACGUUCGGACAGCACGAAAAAGCGAUACGGAAGCUAUCUUAUUGUCUUUCUCUUGACAAAACCAACCUACAGUCUUACCAACUGCUGAUGGAGGUACGACGUCGUCAAGGUGACGUCAGGGGUGCUCGUGACGUAUACAAUAUGUGUGGUCAAUACCAUGGACACCGAGCAUGCACCACCCGACCUGGUAGAAUCGUCAUCCACAAGGAGUACCAACUUAACGUUGAUAUGUGAGCUACCAAGUCCCAGCGGGACGUAAAUUAUUUUUGAGGAGACAGUGACAUUAAAUGGCCAAGAUUAUUAAAAAAAUAAUAAUGAAGUAUUUUAUGAUUUACAUAACCGUAUUGUUAACCAGUUUGAAACGUUUACCUGUAUAUGUUACAUGCUCUGCUUUCGGGUUUGAUUGGUUUAUAUCUGAUCACGUGUUAUGCAACAUCCUUGUACACCAGAUAACAUGUUAUUCUACAUUCCCGAUUGGAGGAUUGUGACAUCGAUGACCUGUUUUAUUUCACUCUAAUUUUGAUUUGUUUACACCCGGUUACACUACAUUCUGUUAGCCAUCACGUGCUCCUCUGUAGAUUUGGUUUACCUGGUCAGAAGUAGGUACCGACCGUUUGUGUGGUUUACCUGGUCAGAAGUAGGUACCGACCGUUUGUGUGGUUUACCUGAUCAGAAGUAGGUACCGACCGUACGUGUUGUUUACCUGGUCAGAAGUAGGUAGCGACCGUUUGUGUUGUUUACCUGGUCAGAAGUAGGUACCGACCGUUUGUGUGGUUUACCUGGUCAGAAGUAGGUACCGACCGUUUGUGUGGUUUACCUGAUCAGAAGUAGGUACCGACCGUACGUGUUGUUUACCUGGUCAGAAGUAGGUAGCGACCGUUUGUGUUGUUUACCUGGUCAGAAGUAGGUACCGACCGUUUGUGUUGUUUACCUGGUCAGAAGUAGGUAGCGACCGUUUGUGUGGUUUACCUGGUCAGAAGUAGGUAGCGACCGUUUGUGUUGUUUACCUGGUCAGAAGUAGGUACCGACCGUUUGUGUGGUUUACCUGGUCAGAAGUAGGUACCGACCGUUUGUGUGGUUUACCUGGUCAGAAGUAGGUACCGACCGUUUGUGUGGUUUACCUGGUCAGAAGUAGGUACCGACCGUUUGUGUUGUUUACCUGGUCAGAAGUAGGUACCGACCGUUUGUGUUGUUUACCUAGUCAGAAGUAGGUACCGACCGUUUGUGUGGUUUACCUGGUCAGAAGUAGGUACCGACCGUUUGUGUUGUUACAGGUGACAUGGCUGAUAUUGAUUAUUUGUUAUUGAAGCCUAUAGCAAACGUAACUUGUGAUGACGUUGGCAUUUAUACGGAAAACCGAUACUGCAUUUAACUUUGGGGCCCUAAUCACUUAUCUAUAUUUAAUUAAAGUUUUAUCCGUCUCAUCUUACUGCCUGGUCAUUCUAUCCAUGUUGGCAAGUGUCAGCAAACGCAUCGAUGUUCAUUUUACAAAUAUUUAGCUAUAGGAAGUGUUUUAUUUAUUUUUUCAUUUAGUCUUUAUCAAUUUUUAUACAAUGUGUAGAAUGAAAAAUGGCAUGUUUCGUUUUAAAAACUCGCAUGAUUGAAACAAGUUUUUUUUAUCUCAUGUGUAGCAUUUCUGACGUCAGAUAUGCAUUGCAUAUGGAUAUUAUGAUAAUAACCGACCGCAACAAUAUUCAGGUUAAUGCACAUCCAUAUUCACCUCAACCAAAGACGAUGAUUCUAUGCAUGAAUGAGUAUACAGUAGUUUAUAUUUUAUUUAGCAUGACAGGCUGGUUGACUUCGUGUUUUCGUAACAUCAUUUUAUAUGUAUAUCAGAUUGUAACUGUCAGAAAGAAUUCGAAAUAUGUAACUUUAUCAAAAAUGUGAAUUUCUUGCGGGUUUGUUGAAUAAAAUACUCCAUUUGUACAGCUUUAAAUCAUAUCGGUGUGUGGACAUAUAUCACCGUGGAGAAGGUUUCGGACUUGGAGCGCGCAGGACUUGCGUUCCCUUGCAUUAGAUGGCGCGGUCGACGCACUUGGAGGGAGCGCGAAGCGUGAAUAUGGCAAGAGAUACGAGCAUGAACUUUUUCGAUCCGAUCUCGGAGAGAGAUAUCGAUAGCUAAUAUAAUUUCAAUCAAUUGUUUGCUUUUCUGCAAUAACUAAUCUAUCGUUGUGGAGUGUUGGUUUCAGCGAAGAGCUCGCGAUUUACUCAAGCUAAGGCACAUUCAUGACGCGAGUGGAGACGAAGGAUCGUUGUUUAUGUUUUCGCUGCUAAAAACAACAAGCCUGUGACGGUCUCGCAUAUACUAUAACUUCAGAAGUAAUCAGAUUUAGAUGUUAUUGGAAUCAGUAAUAUUCUAACAUGUUUUUGGAAGUUUACAUGUUUUGGUUGCUGUGAAACAUGUCUUUUGUUUUCAUCGGUCUUGAAGGGACGGCAGUAUGAGGGAGGGCCCUCGUAACUGGCGACGGCGAAUAUGGAGCACAUUCCUUAGACGACUAUUGUAGAUUUCAUACUGUGUCUGUGUUAUAACUGUAUGUUUAAAAUGAUCUGAACAUAAGAGAAACACAUAUAUAUUAAGUAAGUUCUUGUAAAAAACUGUCGUAUAUCUUUGCCGGAAAUCUUUCUAAUAUUGACCCGAAAAUUGACUUUAUAUUUAAAUGGGAAUGUAACAAAGAGAGCUUUUCAAUCAUAUCUGCACCGUGUAAAUUUUGUAUAUCGUGGCCCUAGUGAAGCAGUGUAUCUCUUGAUGUCAGUUUAUUGGAGAACACGACGAUGUCAGUUACAAGGGCGUGUGUCUGCCAAUAGAACGUACAUUUUGGACAUCAAAUACAUAUAUGAAUGUUUUUUUGUUUAAUUUAUUAAAUGAGAUAUGAUCAAA